AUGCCAAGGGCCCGGGCUCGCAGGACCCUGGCCCUAGCCGCGAAGCCAGAGCGAAGUCGGACCUGGAGGCCGAGGCGCAGCAACUUCUGCUUCCCAGAAGAGCGGCACACCGCUUGGAUCGGCUCCUUGUCUUCACCUGCCACGAGCGCCACGAGCCUACCUCACACAACGCCGACUUUGUUUGCUCGGAGCUAUCAUUGCGCCGUGCCCUGGCAGGAUGUGCAGUGUGGAGAGGUUGACAAAGUCCCAUGCAGUGCAAAGCUGGGUGCAGCAGCGCUUCCAGGCACGAAUCGAGCUUUCGAUAAAUCUCGGCUGAUUGUCAGCUGUGCUCCUGCCGCAGUUGCUGGAUGUCAUGGUCGGAGCCCCACCGAAGCACAGCUUGCCAGAGGAGCCAUGCUCCCUCAUGCGAUGGGGUCGCAAGAGCUCCGAAAGCUGGGAGAGGCACUGCUGACAGCUGCAACGCCGGAGCUCGGGCCUUUGCUGGUGACCUGGACCACCGGUGAAAGGAGCUUCGUGCAGCAGGCCCUCAAUCUUGGCUUGUCCAUUCGACGCAAUGUGCCACAUCUGGAGAAGAGGUUUGUUGUCGUGUCGAUGGAUGGACAGGCAUACAACGAAAUGAGAGACUUUGGGUUCCAGUCCGUGCUGCACCGGAAAGAAGCCGACGAUCUGUCAGACCUGAUCUGGAAGUUUCGCUGGCAUCUUCUGCUGGUAGCCGUCAGGUAUGGGCUGCGCCUGGCAGUAGUCGACUCUGAUGUUGUCGCAUUCCGAGAUCCUUUUCCUUUACUUGGCCAUGAUGCUGACUUGGAGAUUGCCACGGAGCAUUUCUGGCCGGAAAAGCAUUUGUGGAAAGGCUGGGUACGGCCGGAGGAUGACCUGAGCACCGGCUUCAUUUUCGUUCGCCCAUCGCCGACUCUGGACACCUUUCUGGAUGCCUUCCUUGCAGCAAAUGCAAAUGAAUCGCUGCCUGGCGGACUUCUGCGAGACCCCUUCGAUCAACGUGUGUUUAACAAGUUUGUGAGGGGCGUCGCUGCUCGGUGCAGUCCGUGUGUUCAAGGGCUCUUCAACGACAUGGUUCUGCAAGUGUCGCCAGGUGUACCGGGACGAACCUCUACAGAUCAAUUACGUUUGCGAGUUCUUGAUCCUCGGGAGGUCGUGGCCAAUGGAGUGAAUUUCUUUUGGCGGAAAGCCCAUCUUCAAGGCGAAAAGCCGACGGUGCCGGCUCUUGCUCAUGCCAACGGAGUCGGGCCGAAAGAGUACUUUCUCCAAGACCGGGGUGCCUGGUUUUUGGAUGACCUCAAAGAGCGCUUUGGCCCCACGCCCCGCUUCUUCUUUUACCGGCAUCCGUCGAAUCUCUCCUUGAAGGAGGACUUCGCACAUUUGGCUGGGGCUUUGGAAGUUGCACGGACUCUGGGCCGUCGUCUUAUCCUCCCAAACAACAUGAACUGCCAGAAUUGUCCAGCUUUUGAGGCAUAUGGCUUGAACGUCAGCCUUGGUGGCACAUGCACUGUGGACUACUUUGCAUAUAUGUUCCGCUUCUACCACGUGCAUUCAUCGGAGGUGGUGCCUGCUGGCACAGGUGUUGAUCCAGCAUUUGAAGCGUUGUGGGGCAAGCCGGUGAAGCUCGCAGCUGACCCCGUAGAUGUGGCACGAACGAGCACGCGCACGGAGUAUCCAGUGGUCUAUUUUCCGGGAGAUAUACGUGAACUCCGCGACGCUCUUCAGGCCAAAGGCACACUGCGAAGGAAUGACUGCAGUUAUCAUGAAUGGCCUCAUCGGUUCAUGGCUUGCCGUGACGAGGCCUUUGUACGGCAUUAUGGGGUACCCUGCCAGCCGUCAGCUGGCCAAUCUGGAUGCGGCGCAGAGGGAUUCGUGUGCUGCUGGUCGCAUCACGGUCGCGCUGAUCGCUUGGAGUACUACACCGGCGUACCCUGGGACUUGCCGUGCGACUGUGGGCUAACCUGUCCAGGCGUGCCCUCCUCCAAUCCUGGAGUCCGCUGUUGCGGCAAUGGUUCGGCUCAGUGCACAUGGGCUGCUGAAGCCAAUCUGGUGCCACCUGCACCGGCGAAUCCUGACAAGGACCUUCCGUUCGCAUCAUCGUCGGUGCUGGAGUCGUUUGUGGUGGGGGACCUUUCUGCUGAGCAGGUCUGGAGCACGUGCUUGGCUCACCGCAGUGUGUACUUCAUCAUUCGUGAGCCUCUAGAUGGGGUGCCGGAAGCAGACUGCAACGCCUUGGUCAGUGCUUAUGUCAUUGGUCGACGAGAGUGGGAGGCCGCGAGGCGAUGGUGGCGAUUCUCUCUGAAUCUUCGACGAAGUGGCAAAUCACUCUCUGUUUCUGUGGCGAGCGGUGAACCUGACCAGCUCAUCCUACACCUCGGCAAAGUCAAACAUGACGAAGAUCAGCUUGGAUUUCUCGCUCAGAACAUCCCCGAGCUAAGCAAGCAUCUGGAGAAAACAGCUGUGCUGCGGCGCGAGCUGGGUCGAUAUCUGGCAGGUGCCCGUGAUCGAACUGCCCUGGUGCAUGCUGCCAUGGCUGCGGCAGACACGACAAACUGUGCUCUUCACGUUCCAGACGGCUUCCAAUUGAGUCCGGAGCAUACAGAGCAGAUGAAAAGGAUGCUGGCGGUGGCGGCCAGGCAGUUUUACCAAAGCCCGGCGCCAUCAGCAGUGACCCAACCGGCAGUGCACAGCAACCUUGUGCCCUCUGAGGUGCUUGUCAGCAUCUCCGGUUUGCUUCGUGCCUCCACGGUGUGGUACCUCACGCUUGGAGGAGGCAUAGCCUUGGAAGCACAACUCCGUGACGGCCUGCAUGCAGCGCCUUUCUUGGAACUCGGCCUGCUCGUUUCGGAAGCGCUCGGAGGCUUGGCACUCACGGACAUCAGGGCGAGGACCUACGUCGAUGCGAAGCCAUUCUCGAACCUGGGGCUUGAAUGCUUUGCAGCUGAUGUUGCCGCCGUGCUGCUGCUUGGCCCUGGUAACUUGACGUUACGAUCGGUGUUCCACGACAGCUUUCCGCUCUGUGAUGUUUCUGAACAUCGCAACGUAACUUCCCUGCCUCACGUGGACCGGGCACGGUGGUCCAUGCGAGAUUCAGGAGUGGAAGCAGGUGGUCUGGCUUUGGUACGUGCGGGCCAGUGGUGCGAACUUUUGAUUCAUCCAGUGCUGCGAAGGAAAACCUUCUUGCACGAGCAUGAUCCCCACAUCUUCAAGUACGUGACCCGGGAGAAGCCAGACAAAGCUCUCAUGGACGAGCUGGCCAAGGUCCGGGGCGAUCUUCGGAAGAUUCAGGACGAGCUCCACACUUCCCAGAUCGAGUGCAAGCGAUUGGCAGCGUCGGAGAAGUUGGCUCGGGAACAAUUGGAAACGACAGAGGAGUUGAGGAGCAAGGCUGCACGACAGGGCUCGACGGCGGAAGACGAGAUCCGAACGCUGCGUCAGGCCUUGGAGGAGAAGGAAGCGAGACUGAAGGAGCUCGAGGAGUCGACGCAGAGGGGAGCGCAGUCGGCCGCGGAGCUAAAGCAGCGUGCCUUGGAGCUGACAGAGGCAGAAAAGAGAAUCAAGGAGUUGACCGCUGAUGUUUCCCAAACGAAGGAGGAGCUGGCAGCAGCACAUGCACAGAUCAAGGGCUUGCAAGACAAGCUGGAAGAGGCCGUGAACUCUGUAGUCGGGGGCCUAGGUCGCAGCGACGAGAACUCAGAAGCAAAGGAAAUCAUCUGCGGAGAUGGCGCUCAGUGCAGAUCUUCCCAGGCCCAGAAAGAGGCAUCAAAGACAAAGGUCGUUGACCCGGCCAUGGAUGAGAACCUGCGAAAGGCAUGUCCGGACCAAGCCCAUGUCGUAGACACCCCCUUCACCUGCGGGCCUUAUGCCGCCGUUGGAGAAACUCCCGAGUCAGAUGAGGACUUGCGCCUUACUGCAGAUCUUGACUCGCUCGCGCAACUGGGUACUGAAGAUGAGCCAUCUCAACCAGGAGCUCUCGCUCUGAAGACCAUGAAGCUGCUUUGCACGAUUCUUGGCCUCGGCGCUGUUCUCCUCGUGUGCCUUGUAACGCUGGGGGCUGCCAGGACCAGCUGGAGGCCUUUGUUGCCUCGGAGCGAACCCUUAAAGCACCAGGAUUGGCAAGGCAACGAUGUGAAGGAUUCUUGGGACCAUUUCACCAUGCCAACAUGUGACAGCGGACCAAAGCCUGGUACCUUGAUCAAGGCAUCGGCGGCGGCGGCGGCGCAAAUGCGAGAAGGAGGUCAGCAUCGAAAGCUACGUGCAUCCAACAAAACGGAGCAUUGGGUCUUGGCGAAGCGAACGCCAGCACAAAAGGAGUGCGCAGAGCACAAGCGUGUCGCCAACGAGUACCAUCAGCGAUUGAUCAGCGAUCAUUGGGCUUUUGUAAAGCGCCGCGACCAGAUCCGAGAGCUUCACAUCUGGCAGGGCCAGCACGCUUGCAAGGCACAGCUUGUGAACACUGAUUUCGACAGCCGGAUCUCUUGGCAGGAUCCCAAUGGCAGAGAGUCACCCGCACACUGCCAGAGGGUCUGUACUUGGAAUCCCGGCUGCCAUGGCUUUGCUUGGAGCAGCUGGGGAUGCUUCUUGAAGCGGCAUGAGCUCGUAAAGAAGCCGCAGGCAGGUGUCUAUGCAGGCUUCCCUUGUAGAGCAGAGGAGCAGCCAUACCCAUGGCCUCAUCAAGAAGUUGAGAAGCACACAAUGCCACAACCCAAGGCACUGCAGGUGGCCCCGGCAUUGUCAAUGUACUGCACCAUGGUGAUUUUGCCGUACUCCUACGAGAUUGAUCUGGUCCUCAUGCAGUACCAGAACUACUACAGCAUUUUUCAAUGUGAUCUUUGGGGAGUGUACAGUAGCCAGCGCUUGGAUCUGGCGCCAGGGCUGGUGACGAGGAUCAUGAACACGUCGCAGGUCGCAGAGAAAGGUGGCCAGUGGGGCACCGCGCUGAACACUGAGCCGUUCCUUGCAUUCUGGAAGGCAGUGAUUCAAGACGGCGAUUACCUGAAGGCGAGAUGGUUCAUCAAAGUCGAUCCAGACACGGCGUGGUUUCCAGCUCGGCUCAUUCCGAUUCUGCAGCAACAAGAGGCGCAGAACCUGACCCAGGAGCCUGGAGUCUAUCUCAAUAAUUGUCCCCAGGGCCUACACGGACCCAUUGAGGUGCUGUCACAGGCAGCACUGAGUACCUUUGCAAAAAUUGCCACCCACUGCUACUGGUCAAUGAACGAUUGGGGGAAUUGGCAAUGGGGAGAGGACAUGUGGCUCGACCAGUGCUUCAUGAACAUUGGCCACGUGAAGCGAGUGUUUGUGCAAAACCUCCUCGUCGAGGAGAACUGUGCAAAGUGGCCGGGCUGGCAAUCUUGCCCCUCGCAGGGCAUAGUUGCGUACCAUCCCUUUAAGCAGGCUCCAUCAUACAUCGCCUGCACAGCCACUGGCAUUACCACUUCGACCACGAUGAGCACGACCACGAUGACGCUUACGACCAUGACGAGCACAACCAUUACGCACACUGCUGGCCCCAAUCCGGUCCAGAAUGUCGAGCACUGGCUUGCUGGACUCUUCCAUUGA
Messenger RNA from Symbiodinium sp. CCMP2456, 5556 nucleotides. The record is from the annotation of a GenBank genome assembly. Lineage: Eukaryota; Dinophyceae; Suessiales; Symbiodiniaceae.